GCUGCUAGCAGAGCUAGCUUGUUGUUGUGGUGUGUGAGGAGAAGAUUUGAGGCUCUGCAGUAAAAACGUCUUCACUUCAGUCUCUGGGAGAGUUGAUCAGCUAAAGCGACUAACUGCUGCUGCUGCAGAAAUCUUCUCACCAGGCUGUGGAAACUUUCUUCUUCUCCUCAACAACUUGGUGGAGUUCUUUCCAGAAGCAGAGAAGAUAUUCUGCGGUCUUCGUGACAAUUGGAGCUCCAAAAGCAGCUGUUAGCUAAACACGGCUAAAGAGAACCUGCUACCACUUCAGGAUCAUCCAUCAGCAUGGACACAGUUUCUAUAAAGAGUGAGGAUGAAGAGAAACCUCUGAUGUCACACCUUCAUCAGCUGCAACUAGACAACAGAGGUGUUCCAACCAGCAGCUCAGCUGACCAGAUGACAGCAGGAAGUAGCAGGACCCCAGAUCUGAACCAUCAUGAACAGCCAUCUGGUUCAUCUGAGACUGCAGUUCCUAUAAAGAGUGAGGAAGAUGAAGAGAAACCACUGUUCUCACAACUUCAUCAGCAGCAAUUAGAAGACAGAGAUGUUGCAACCAGCAGCUCAACUGAGCAGAUGGCGGCAAAAACCGAUGGAGGAGCAGAAACUGGCAUGAACCCAUAUCUGAACCUUCAUGAACAGAUAUCUGAUUCAUCAGAGACUGAAGUCAGUGGAGAUGAUGAAGAGGAUGAUGCUGUGAAUCUAGACUCUGUCCUGUUAGACACUGGGCCUGAAACUGGAGAUGAAGAUAUUGGCUGGAAAAAGAGCAGGUCUUCUGAGUCAGAUGUUAAGGCUGUCAACAGACCCUUUAGCUGCCCUGAAUGUGGUAAACUAUUUCUCCACAAGUGGUCUCUCCAGAAACACAUGAGACUGACAAGUCAUUCAGCAAGAAGGUCUUUAGGCUGUUUGGUUAAGAAAAAGUGUGUUACAGUGAAGCAACAUGUAGACUCAUGCAGGAAAGUCCAGAAAGAAAUAAUGAAAGUCCACACAGGACAGAAGCCUUUUGCCUGUGAGCUCUGUGGAAAAAAUUUUACCAAAAAAGCUAAUUUAAACAGUCACAUGAGAGUCCACACAGGACAGAAGCCUUUUGUCUGUGAAAUCUGUGGUCGAAAUUUUCGAUUUAAGGGAACUUUAAACACUCACCUGACUGUCCACACAGGAGAAAAGCUUUUUACCUGUGAGCUCUGUGGUUUAAGAUUUACCCGUAAGACAACUUUAAACCAUCACAUGAAAGUCCACACAGGACUAAAACCUUUUACCUGUGAGCUCUGUGAAAAAAGAUUUAGCAGUAAGACAUAUUUAAACAGACACAUGAGGGUCCACACAGGACUAAAGCCUUUUACCUGUGAGCUCUGUGGAAAAAAUUUUACCAAAAAAGCUCAUUUAAACAUUCACAUUAGAGUCCACACAGGACAGAAGCCUUUUGCGUGUGAGCUUUGUGAAAAAAGAUUUAGCAGUAAGAAACAUUUAAACAUUCACAUGAGAGUCCACACAGGACAGAAGCCUUUUGCCUGUGAAAUCUGUGGUAAAAAUUAUCGACAUAUGGAAACUUUAAAAAGUCACACGAGAGUCCACACAGGACAGAAGCCUUUUGUCUGUGAAAUCUGUGGUCGAAAUUUUCGAAUUAAGGGAACUUUAAACAGCCACAUGCUUGUCCACACAGGAGAAAAGCCUUUUGCCUGUGGGCCCUGUGGAAAAAGAUUUACCCGUAAGAUAACUUUAAACUAUCACAUGAGAGUCCACACAGGACAGAAGCCCUUUGCCUGUGAGCUUUGUGAAAAAAGAUUUAACAGUAAGACACAGUUAAACAUUCACAUGAGAGUCCACACAGGACAGAAGCCUUUUGCCUGUGAAAUCUGUGGUCAAAAUUAUCGACAUAUGGGAACUUUAAAAAAUCACACGAGAGUCCACACAGGACAGAAGCCUUUUGUCUGUGAAAUCUGUGGUCAUAAUUUUCGACUUAAGGGAACUUUAAACAGUCACAUGACUGUCCACACAGGAGAAAAGCCGUUUGCCUGUGAGCUCUGUGGAAAAAGAUUUACCCGUAAGACAACUUUAAAUAGUCACAUGAGAGUUCACACAGGACAGAGGCCUUUUGCCUGUGAACUCUGUGGUGAAAGAUUUCACCAAAAGGUAAUUUUAAACCAUCACAAGAGAGUCCACACAGGACGGAAGCCUUUUUCCUGUAAGAUUUGUGGCCAAGGAUUUAGCCGUAAGACCAUUUUUGACAAUCACAUGAGUGCCCACUCAGGACCGAAGGAACUCACUAUACAAGUUCCAGAAAUGAUUAUUGUAGUUUGUACAUUGUAGUUCUUUUGAGUGGAGAGGAUGCAGAGUGCUGAUCAUUGAUUUGCUCCGCAGGCAGCUGCGUCAUGCGCACGGCCACAGGCACGGCCUAAUUUCUGUUAGGGUUUUCUAUAUUUCACUUAUCUUAAAUGUUCUUUUUAAGUGUUUAUGCCCUAUGCUGCGUCUCUGUGGGGAAGUUGGUUAAUCUGCCCAGUAACAGGAACAGUCCUAGUUCUCAGUGAUUCAGCAGUUUUUGGCUGCUAGCAGCCACCUCUUUAAAAGGCGACUUCCCUUUUGGAAUGUCCCGCCUUAGCCUAGAAGCAACGCUGUUAUUGUGUAGCGUAGGCUAUGAUCAAUAGGUCUUUGUUCAUUUUUUCCUGUCUCAAUUAAAACAUUGUGGUCAGAGAAGAGAAGCCAGAGUAGGUUGGGCGAGUUUCCUUUCAGUCUCUCGGUCACUUGCUCUUUGCUGCAGCGUAUCAAAUCUACCAAUCUCCUUUGGUGUGCUUUCUUUUGGUUAAAAUAUCUAACAUUUUGGUGCCAUGACGCUGAGGUAGAGGCGGACCCACUGUGGGACAUCGCCGACGAGCUGCAGUCGUGCUGACUUUAAAGCCCCAGAGGCUCUGAUUGUCUCACGGGCCAGCUGUGAUAGCUUCGACUUCGUCUCCCAGCGUGCCCGCUCCUAUGUCCGGUUUAGUUUGAACUGCAUGUCAGGGGGAUUGAUAACUCCAAUUUUCAUUUUACACCUCAUCAAUAGAUACGUGAGUCAGUGAAGGUCAGCUAACAUUAAAUUAAAGGUUAGAGUCCUUUAAAUAAAGCUAACAUUAAAGGUUAGAGUUUUAUUGUGGCAGAAGAGGUCGCAAAAUCUGCUCGGCCAUUUACAGAGGGAGAGUUUAUCAAAAACCGUAUGCUUAAAGUUUGUAACGCAGUGUGCCCAGACAAAAGGCAACUAUUUUCAAACGUGAGCCUGAGCAGAAACACUGUUGCUGAACGUGUAGACCAGCUUUCCACCGAUCUAAAGGAACAGCUUGUGGGAAAGGGAAAAGAUUUCAUCUAGGGCUGCAGCUAUCGAAUAUUUUUGUAAUCGAGUACUCUAUCGAAUCUUUUUUCGAUUAAUCGAGUACUCUAAUAAAUGACCUUUUUGUGUUUGUAAACCAUUAUAUCAAAUAGCAUGUUAUAAUUAUGAAAGACCUCUUAAAAUGAGCAAGCAAUUGCCAGUUAUUCUUCUAGUUUUAUUCAAAAUUAGUUUUCAAAACUUCAGCACUUCAACUUUGCUUCACAGUAAACAAAUGCCUGUGCAAAAAAUAGGUAAGCAACCUGAGUCGAUUUUCCCCUCGUGCGAGAAUCUGCUAGCCUGCAAGCCAGACAAAAACUAGGAGGAUAACUGUUGAAGUAGCGCUGCGAGCGGCUGCGGCCCAAACAGAACCAGAACCGCUCACGGCGCAUGCGCAAACAGCUUGCCGGCUGUUUCCCUAUUAACACACGUCCGUUUUAAUUUCAACACUUUUUUUCUCACACAAUAACAAGGACUGUCGAGAAAGCAUGUUUGCCGUGGUUUUGUCAAAUUAUACUGAUCACAAAACAUUUAUUUACUUUCUUUCGUUUUCCUCCGCCACUCAUAAAUACCUGUGUCCUCCUGCAGCAAUCCCGAGGGAAAACAAAUAUCAAUAACAACACGGUAAAAAGUCCGACAUAUUGUGUAAAACUGCUAUUUUUAGCACAUUUUAAGUCCGAUGUGUUACUACCAGACGCACAGUGUGAGCUGAAACUGAGUGCUACAAACGAAAAAGUCGCACAGUGUCUGCAGAAUAUAUAGAAAUACAGGCUAAAAUGCAUUAUCUUGUAGAGGCUCCGAGUCCGCUUGCAGAAGUGACAUUUACAGGUGCUGCAGCAUGGAGGAUGUGGUGUUGUGCUAGGCUAAAUCCAUUUUACAGUAUUUAUACUGGACUACGUUUUCCGUCUUACGACGUGAAAGAUGGUCCCACACCUUUGGCAUUUUGUGUCUUUUUCGCACUCCACCGGGGUUCAAGUUGACCGCCAUGGCUUAAGAGAAAGUUAAGUUACAUUCGCUACUCCCGUGUGCAUUCAGUCCAGUGGGCAUGUGCGUCACUUAUUUCGGUCCGGGUGAAACAUGACCCCGGGCGAUUGCAAAGCCAUGAAUUAAUUAAACAUGAAUUAAACGAAGCCUCGAGGCAGAGAAUUUGACUCGAGGAUUUUUUGUACUCGAAUUAUUCGAGGUACUCGAGGAAUCGUUUCAGCCCUAAUUUCAUCGCAUAUUCCCUUGCUGUGGAUGAGAGCACCGACACAUCUGACAUUGCCCAGCUGUCAAUUUUUGUUCGUGGAGUGGACUCCAGCCUGAGCAUAACAGAAGAGCUUUUGGCAUUACGUCCUAUCAUGGCACAACUACAGGACAAGAUCUGUAUGAAGAGGUAUCCAGAUGUGUAAAUAAGAUGGGCCUGCCUUGGGAAAAACUCGUGGGAUUGAUGACAGACGGAGCACCCGCGAUGUGUGGACACAAGAGUGGAUUGGUGGCAAGGAUGUGUGAGAGGAUGCAGGAGCGAAACGUCACAGGUGAGCUGACAGCUUAUCACUGCAUAAUACACCAGGAGUCGUUGUGUGGCAAAGCCUUGAAAAUGGAACAUGUAAUGAGCACCAUAACGCGCGCGGUUAACUUAGCAAGAGGUUUAAAUCACCGCCAGUUCAAGGCAUUUCUGGGCGAGUUAGAUACAGAGUAUGGUGACUUGCUCUAUCACACAGAGGUGCGAUGGCUAAGCCAGGGAAAGGUGCUGCAAAGAUUUUUCGAGCUGCGUGAGGAGAUCUGUCUGUUCGUGGAAAGCAAAGGGAAAGACACAACAGAUCUCCGAGAUGAAAAUUUUCUGUGUGAAAUUUUCUGUGCGACAUCACGAGCCAUCUGAAUGUGAUGAACCUGCAGCUGCAGGGACGGGGGCGUGUCACCCCGAUAUGUACAGUACAGUGCAGGCAUUCAAAACCAAGCUGAGUCUGUGGGAGACGCAGAUGCGGAAAGAAAACUUGAGCCACUUUCCCAGUUGCCAGACCAUGAAACAGAAGCUCUCUACCGCCGUGUUCCCGAGUGCACAGUUUGCUGACAAACUCAACAUACUUGCCGCCGAUUCGCUGACUUUGAAGCCCAAAACUGCAGGUUUCAACUGCUCGGCAAUCCUUUUGCAGUUGACGUGGAAAGCGCACCACCAAACCUACUAAUGGAGUUGAUUGAGCUUCAGUGCAAUGACACAUUGAAGGAAAAGUAUGAGAGAGUGGGUGCUGCUGAGUUUGCACGUUUCAUUCCCGACACAAUGGCCGAGCUGCGCAUCCAAGCUGCUCAGACGCUCUCUAUGUUUGGCAGCACAUACCUGUGCGAACGGCUGUUCUCUUUGAUGAAGCUAAACAAAACAUCACACAGGAGCCGUCUCACUGAUUAGCACCUUCACUCAAUCUUGAGGAUUUCCUCAGCUCAGAGCCUUGCCCCGAACAUUGAUGAGCUUUUACAAAAGAUGAGACGCCAUCAAGUAUCAGGCUCAUCCUCAGACAAGUGAGCAUCACAGAGCAUUAACGUAUUUUUAGUUUUUAAUUCAGUUAAAAUUUUACAUUUGUUUCUACAAGACGUGAUUUUUCUUUAGAGGAAGUAUUGUUUUGUCAGUGUGCCAUAUAUUUUUGCAUUUUAUUUUAUUUUAUUGUAUUUUAUUUAUUUAUAUGUAUUUUAGUUAAUGGACUCAGGGGAAAUUGCAGAUAAGAGCCAUGAGAAAGAAUUUGAUUUAUUCUAUAUUUUUUCAUUUCACUAUUUGAAGCAGUAAUUGGUAGGAUAAUAGAGCAGCACAAUAUUGCAUUUUCAGUUUAUAAAGCAGUUUCAUUUAUGCAUUUAUCUUGAUAUAAGGAACAUGUUUUGUUUUUGAAGGAAAAUAGCUUUUUGCUGUUUGCCUGUUGAAAAUGUUUUCUUUUUAAUUUACUGACAGCCUAAAGAAAAUAUGACUUUAUUCAUUUAAUGUACAGGACAUGUGAUUUUUCUUUGAAGGCAGUUUGUUCUUGUCUGAGUGCCUGCUGACAAAUGUUUUCCCGAUUAUUGAUUUAAUCAUUAAAUACUACACUGUGUUAGGUCUUGGUUCAAUAGGCUACGUGCAAUCAUUUCAAUAUGUUUUAAUAAACAUUGAACCAGUCCGGCCCUCGGCUCAUAGCCAGUUUGUUUUUUUGGCCCUCUGUGUAUUUGACUUUGACAUCCCUGGCCUAGAACAAGUAAUUAUGUCCUAGUCAAUGUUAUGUUUACAAACUGACUUGGUAGGCAUUGAUGGGUGACACAUGUUUAAUAUGAGCAAAGAGCUGUUAGCACUACUAAGAUUAUUUAAAGUUUUAUUUUACAAAUUUUAAAUUUUUGAAUUUUUAUAAUCAGAAUUCAGUUUUCUGAUAAACAAUUUAGUGAUUUCUAUAGUUUUUACAUUUUUACAUUCCUAUAAUCAUUUAGUUUUACUUUUGUAGAACAUACCCACGGUGUUUAAAGUGGUAAAUGGCCUGUAUUUGACAUAGUGCCUUCUAAAGUCCUGGAACCCCCCAAGGUGCUUUACAACACAAUCAGUCAUUCACACACACAUUCACACCCUGGUGGGGAUGAGCUACGAUUUAGCCACAUUUGCCCUGGCGUGCACUGACGCCACCGGUCCCUGCAACCACCACCACCAGCAGGCAACGUGGGUUAAGUGUCUUGCCCAAGGACACAACGACGGCGACAGACUGAGCGGGGCUCUGCAACCUUCCGAUCACGGGGCGAGCACUUAACUUCUCUGCCACUGUCGCCCCAGUAUUAUUUAGUGAAUAAUACUUCUUAUAAUUUUUUAUUCUGCAUUUUUCCACUUAUUUUUCAACUUUGAUUUGUUUCCAUUUAAUAAAUUUACUGCUUUUACCAGUUAAAUCAUUUACACAUCAGUGUUUACCCUUCAUCACUUUUAUUUACACAUUUUUACUACAUCAAUUAAUUUAAAUACACAAAGUUCCUUUAAAACAUUUUUUUACUGUCUGACAUUCUUGUAUGAGUUGCAUUUAGGGGCGUGGUCCUGGUCAAGACCAUCUCCUGAACUCCAAACUGAAGGUCAGAAUGGGAAAGAAAGGUGAUUUAAGCUAUUUUGAGCGUGGCAUGGUUGUUGGUGCCAGACGGGCCGGUCUGAGUAUUUCACAAUCUGCUCAGUUACUGGGAUUUUCACCCACAACCAUUUCUAGGGUUUACAAAGAAUGGUGUGAAAAGGGAAAAACAUCCAGUAUGCGGCAGUCCUGUGGGCCAAAUGCCUUGUUGAUGCUAGAGGUCAGAGGAGAAUGGGCCGACUGAUUCACGCUGAUAGAAAAGCAACUUUGACUGAAAUAACCACUCGUUACAACCGAGGAACGCAGCAAAGCAUUUGUGAAGCCACAACACGCACAACCUUGAGGCGGAUGGGCUACAACAGCAGAAGACCCCACCAGGUAUCACUCAUCUCCACUACAAAUCAGAAAAAGAGGCUACAGUUUGCACAAGUUCACCAAAACUGGACAGUUGAAGACUGGAAAAAUGGUGCCUGGUCUGAUGAGUCUCCAUUUCUGUUGAGACAUUCAAAUGGUAGAGUCAGAAUUUGGCGUAAACAGAAUGAGAACAUGGAUCCAUCAUGCCUUGUUACCACUGUGCAGGCUGGUGGUGGUGGAGGUGUAAUGGUGCGGGGGAUGUUUUCUUGGAACACUUUAGGCCCCUUGGUGCCAACUGGGCAUGGUUUAAUGCCACAG
Molecule: messenger RNA, 8055 nt
Organism: Nothobranchius furzeri (turquoise killifish)
Lineage: Eukaryota; Metazoa; Chordata; Actinopteri; Cyprinodontiformes; Nothobranchiidae
Product: zinc finger protein 728
Biological process (GO): regulation of transcription by RNA polymerase II
Cellular component (GO): chromatin; transcription regulator complex; PcG protein complex
Molecular function (GO): RNA polymerase II cis-regulatory region sequence-specific DNA binding; DNA-binding transcription factor activity, RNA polymerase II-specific
Source: RefSeq, a predicted model, not a curated record